GUGAUUCCAUUUCCAUCGAUCUCUCUCCGUCUCUCUCUAGAACAUAUAUAUAUAUAUACCACACACCGAUGGAGAACAAUCAGCUGCAGAAGCCUCACGCUAUCAUGUUUGCCUACCCUCUUCAAGGCCAUGUAAUCCCCUUCGUCCAUCUAGCCUUGAAGCUUGCAUCCAAGGGCUUCACCAUCACCUUCGUGAACACCCUCUCAAUCCACCACCAUAUAAGAAAAUCCCAACCCAGUAGCGCCGACAGUAACAUCUUCGCCGGGGCACGUAAAUCCGGUCUAGACAUACGUUACAUGACCAUCAGCGACGGUUUUCCACAAGGGUUCGACCGUUCCCUCAACCAUGACCAGUUCAUGGAAGGUGUUUUACACGUCUUCUCGUCCCACGUCGAUGAACUUGUCGGGAAAGUGGUUCACUCCGACCCUCCGGUCACUUGCCUGAUUGCAGACACUUUUUUCGUUUGGUCAUCAAUGAUUGCCAACAAGUACAACCUCGUUAAUGUUUCUUUCUGGACUGAACCAGUUUUGGUUCUUUCUCUCUACUAUCACUUGGACCUCCUUAGAAAAAAUUGUCAUUUUGCUUCUCAAGAUAAUCGUAAGGAUCCCAUCGACUACAUACCGGGUGUGAGGACCAUCGAACCAACGGACUUGAUGUCUUAUCUUCAAGCCACCGACAACAUAUCGACGGUGGUGCACCGUAUCAUAUACAAGGCAUUUGAGGAUGUAAAAAGAGCGGACUUUAUUGUAUGUAACACUGUCCAAGAGCUCGAAUCCGAGACCAUCUCAGCCUUACAACAAAAGCAGCCAAUAUAUGCAAUCGGACCAGUUUUCCCAACUGGGUUCGCCACGAGCAUGGUGCCUACUAGCCUAUGGUCCGAGUCGGACUGCACCCAGUGGCUUCAGACCAGGCCCCAUGGAUCAGCUUUGUACAUCUCGUUUGGAAGUUAUGCUCAUGUUAGUGAAGAAGAUAUUGUAGAGAUAGCCUAUGGGGUUUUAAUCAGUGGAGUGAGUUUUAUUUGGGUGCUUCGCCCUGAUGUUGUGAAAUCUGAUGAAACUGAUUUCCUGCCCGCUGGAUUUGAAGAUGAGAUCAAAGGUAGAGGCUUGAUCGUGCCGUGGUGCCAUCAGAUUGCUGUGAUCUCACAUCCGACAAUCGGAGGGUUCCUAACUCACUGUGGAUGGAAUUCAAUAUUGGAAAGCAUAUGGUGUGGUGUUCCACUGCUGUGUUUCCCUUUGCUGACUGAUCAAUUCACUAAUAGAAAAUUGGUGGUGGAUGAUUGGAGGAUCGGACUCAAUCUAUGUGACAAGAAGCCAAUCUGCAGACGGGAGGAAGUUGCAGAAAAAAUUAAUCUUCUUAUGAGUACUGGAGAUCAAUUAGCUGAUGAAUUGAGGGUGAAUAUCAAGGAGCUCAAAGGAACACUAAAGAAUACAUUGACCACCGAUGGAUCAUCAGAAAAGAAUCUCAAUCAAUUCAUCAAUGAUGUGAAAACAAAAGUACAAAGAAGGUUGGGAUGACACAUGCAUGGGAACACAACGGUCCAUGUUCCAAUGACGCUUAGCUUUCAUUCAUUAUGUUAUCUUUAGAUAAUGUGUAAUCGAAUGGAACUCUGACGUCAAUAUUAUCUCUCUCAUAAUCUACCCACUUGUUCACUAGAUAAUUCCAGUGGGAUCACCUCUGUAUUCCUGAGCCCGACAUCUAAAUAAUACUAUAGAUUUGAGAGCCA
This is a messenger RNA of Alnus glutinosa, 1723 nucleotides long. RefSeq names its product UDP-glycosyltransferase 86A1. Gene Ontology annotation, molecular function: UDP-glycosyltransferase activity. Bases 69 to 1514 code for a protein of 481 amino acids. The transcript is spliced from 2 exons. Lineage: Eukaryota; Viridiplantae; Streptophyta; Magnoliopsida; Fagales; Betulaceae. The record is from RefSeq and is a predicted model, not a curated record.